Tinamus guttatus (white-throated tinamou) is the source of this 742-nucleotide messenger RNA. NCBI's taxonomy places the organism in Eukaryota, Metazoa, Chordata, Aves, Tinamiformes, Tinamidae. The record is from RefSeq and is a predicted model, not a curated record.
UUCUGCCAGCAUGCAAUGGAGAAAUAACAACUAUGUCUUUCCUACAAGAUGUUGUGGACAUUUUACUUCAGUAUGUGGUCAAAAGUUUUGAUAGAUCAACGAAAGUUAUUGAUUUCCAUUACCCGAACGAGCUGCUCCAGGAAUAUAACUGGGAACUGGCAGAUCAGCCACAAACCUUGGAAGAAAUUUUAUUGAACUGCAGAACAACUCUGAAGUAUGCAAUUAAAACAGGGCAUCCUAGAUAUUUUAAUCAACUUUCAACUGGAUUGGACAUGGUUGGAUUGGCAGCAGAUUGGCUGACAUCAGCAGCAAAUACUAAUAUGUUCACCUAUGAAAUUGCUCCAGUGUUUGUACUUUUGGAAUAUGUCACCCUAAGGAAAAUGAGAGAGAUCAUUGGCUGGCCCGGGGGCUGUGGCGAUGGGAUAUUUUCACCUGGUACAUGAUAUUUCAAGCUUUCUUUGUUUUUCAGGUGAUGCUAUGAAAUCCCCUGUAGUUAAAGGGUAAAUAUAAUGAGAUAUGCAUGUUAAAGAGGACUCUUGCUAAUGACUACCAGUGGCCUCUUUGAGAUAACACAUUGCAUGUUUAUGAAUUUCAGGGGUGGGAAUAUGAGUGUCUGAGCAAAUUACACUGCAUUAUGAACAGCUGUAUUGGCACAUGGGAAGCAUAAUCAGAAGAGAUAUUUGCCUUGCAGUUUUGUUUGCUCCUGUUCUUUUAUAGAUUACAUUAAAUAGAAUAUAGUCUU